AAGCGUUGCAAAUAACUCCCAAAAUAUGACGGUACUCAAACGUGAGACGGGAGCGCGAUUUACUAUCCCGUACCGCUGAUCAGCUUCAGCGAAAUUCUGCACUGGCCUCUUAAAGGGUCCGCAUCGCUCGUUUGUCAUACGCACAUUCCUCUGACGUCCAUCCCAGUGUACACACACAUCGCUGGCGUGACUAGGAAAAAGAAAGACGAGAGAGACAAGCCAGACACCGAGAUAUCCGACAAAGAUACAGAAUAUAACCUUGCGCUGUCUGUUUGAGUGCUACAUAUCAAGUUGUUGACAUCAUACUUAAACUUAAAGUCAACUGCAAAAGCAUUUCCUAUUGGCGUUAAACCUGAAGAACUAGAUUUAGCAUGUAACCUAAUCCUUGUGUUAAAUAUAUCAUUACCCUACAAUACAAUGGAAGAUUUCAAGCUCUGUCAAACAUAGAAUAUUCCAACACUGUCAGCACUAAGGAACUACUAAACUCAGAAGAUGUGACAAUGUGGAUGCCAAGCCUCCAGGAUAGGCUCCGGACCCCCCCAUGACCCUGAAUAAUAAGAAAAAGGAUGGAUGAAUAUUAUCUACUAAUUUGAGGUGUGCUCUACGGGCUCUGAAGUGAGACACGGAGACGCUGUAGCUAUGCCGCUAUUCGGUAAAUCCCACAAGAAUCCCACUGAGAUCGCAAAAACGCUAAAAGAGAAUAUGGCCAUCCUUGUCAAGCAGGACAAGAAGACUGAGAAGGCAUCAGAGGAAGUAUCCAAAUGUCUUGUCGCAAUGAAGGAAAUCCUGUAUGGAACCAAUGACAAGGAGCCACACACUGAGUCUGUGGCCCAGCUUGCUCAAGAACUCUACAACAGCGGCCUCCUGGUGUCGCUCAUUGAAAAUCUGCAAGUCAUUGACUUUGAGGGAAAAAAGGACGUGUGUCAGAUCUUUAACAACAUCCUUCGGAGGCAGAUUGGAACCCGCAGCCCAACUGUGGAGUAUUUCUGUUCCCACCAAGAGGUGCUCUUCAUCCUUCUCAAGGGAUAUGAGACACCUCAGGUGGCCCUGAAUUGUGGCAUCAUGCUACGGGAGUGUAUCAGGCACGAGCCCCUCGCCCGCAUCAUCCUGUACUCACAACACUUCCGGGAUUUCUUCAAUUAUGUGGAAAUGUCAAUCUUCGACAUCGCAUCUGAUGCCUUCGCCACCUUCAAGGAUUUACUAACAAGGCACAAGGUCCUAGUAGCAGAAUUUUUAGAGCAAAACUAUGAAACGAUUUUUGGGGACUAUGAGAAACUGCUGCAUUCGGAGAACUAUGUCACAAAGAGACAGUCAUUGAAGCUCCUGGGAGAGCUGCUGCUGGACAGACAUAACUUCUCAGUGAUGACACGCUACAUUAGCAAGCCUGAAAACCUGAAACUCAUGAUGAAUCUGCUGAGGGACAAGAGCCCCAACAUCCAGUUUGAGGCCUUCCAUGUCUUCAAGGUGUUUGUGGCCAACCCAAAUAAAACACAGCCAAUCGUGGACAUUCUCCUUAAGAACCAGACCAAGUUAAUCAACUUCCUCAGCAACUUCCAGAAAGACCGUGCAGAUGAUGAGCAGUUCAAUGACGAGAAGACCUACCUCAUCAAACAGAUACGAGACUUGAAGAAACCUGCUUCAUAGAAGCAUUCUUUUUGUUUGGAAUUUACCAAUAAUAGUAUAUAUCAAAAUUCUAUUUAAAGUCUUUGAAACAUUUAUAUGUUCCUUAAAUAGCCUGCAGGAAGCCACAGUUUUCCAUCAAUCUCACUGUCAUGAGGAACAUUUAUCACAAGUGUAGCAGGAGCGUUACUAUUACAUGGAAGGUGAUUCCUUUCGGAGGGCAAACCAAAGGUUAUAACAACCUCAGUUGAAGCUUUAUUUACCUUCAUAAGUGGCUCAUUGAAUGAUGGCAUUGAAGUCCUUAAGUAAAAAUGUAUGUUUCAGAUAUGAACUGUUUAAAGUAACUGACUGUUUAAUAUUCCACAAUGAAAUGCAAAGUGUGAGUAAGAAGUGCAAGGAAUGAAUCAUUCAGCAGAUUGCUAGUAUGUAUCUUUGCGGAGUUUGCACUGUGGUUUUAUUGUAUGAAACAUGGUAUCAUUCAUCAAUCAUUUUUUUAUUAUGCAUUCACAAUUUUCUUUU
This is a messenger RNA of Paramormyrops kingsleyae, 2139 nucleotides long. Its product is annotated as calcium-binding protein 39-like. Lineage: Eukaryota; Metazoa; Chordata; Actinopteri; Osteoglossiformes; Mormyridae. Gene Ontology annotation, biological process: intracellular signal transduction. The record is from RefSeq and is a predicted model, not a curated record. Gene Ontology annotation, molecular function: protein serine/threonine kinase activator activity.